Molecule: messenger RNA, 609 nt
Organism: Rubroshorea leprosula
Lineage: Eukaryota; Viridiplantae; Streptophyta; Magnoliopsida; Malvales; Dipterocarpaceae
Source: the annotation of a GenBank genome assembly
CGAUUUUACCCAUCACAUCAUCGUUUUCUUUGGCUAAAAAAUCUCUGCUCUCUCUGCGCGGCUCGCCGGAGCCAUUCUGCAGGGACGUUUACGGCGAAGAUUUUAUUUCGAGAGACGUCGCAGAGAGAGAUCGAGCAUUUUUGAGAAACAAUGGCAGUUUCCAGGGUUUCAUUGGCUGUUCUCGCCGCUCUUGUUUUCGCCAUUGCCUUGCCUGCUGCUGAAGCCCAGUCAUUCGCCCCCGCUCCAGCCCCCACCAGCGAUGGGACAUCAAUUGACCAAGGGAUCGCGUACAUUUUGAUGCUUGUUGCGUUGGUGCUGACUUACCUAAUCCACGCCGCUGAUUUUGCUUAAGGAUUCUAAGUAGAAAGUUGGAAAUGGGGGUGGAUUUGGGAUUACUGUGUAUUGUUUUAGUUCAGACUUGAGAGAAAGGAAAACAGUGGAUUCAAUAUUAGCAUGGCAGAUUUUGUAUGAUGUGAGUGCUCCUUUUGGUUUGAACAUAGAGAUGUGAAUUUGGACUAAUGGUAUCUGGGUGUAGUGGCUAUUGAUAAUGUUAUCAUCCUGUUUGGUUGAAUUCUAGUUUUUAAUUUCAUUUCCAUCCCAUAACAGAUU